Acanthopagrus latus (yellowfin seabream) is the source of this 1310-nucleotide messenger RNA. It is a transcript of the gene tnnt3a, whose product is annotated as troponin T type 3a (skeletal, fast). The record is from RefSeq and is a predicted model, not a curated record. The coding region runs from base 107 to 955 and encodes 282 amino acids. Lineage: Eukaryota; Metazoa; Chordata; Actinopteri; Spariformes; Sparidae. The transcript is spliced from 13 exons. Gene Ontology annotation, cellular component: troponin complex. Gene Ontology annotation, molecular function: troponin I binding; tropomyosin binding; troponin C binding. Gene Ontology annotation, biological process: sarcomere organization; regulation of muscle contraction; muscle contraction.
GGACAUAAUCAGCGCGGUAAGUUUGCAGAACCUUACAGCCUGUCUCGGCCAGCAGGGAGCUCGCUUCUUUCAGCUUUUCUGAGGUUGCCACAAGUCCACUCUCACCAUGUCUGACACUGAGGAAGUUGAUCAGGUCGAGGCUGUAGAAGAGGAGGUAGUAGAGGAAGUAGAGGUGGCCCCUGAGGCGGCCCCUGAGCCAGAGCCAGAACCAGAACCAGAGCCAGAGCCAGAACCAGAACCAGUGGUAGAACCAGAGCCAGAACCAGAACCAGAGCCAGAGCCUGAGCCUGAGCCUGAAGAGGAGAAGCCAAAGUUCAAGCCCAGCGCUCCCAAGAUCCCUGAUGGUGAGAAAGUGGACUUUGAUGACAUCCAGAAGAAACGUCAGAACAAGGACCUGGUUGAGCUGCAGGCCCUCAUCGAUGCCCACUUUGAGUGCAGGAAGAAGGAGGAGGAGGAGCUGAUCGCCCUCAAGGACAGGAUUGAGAAGCGUCGUGCCGAGAGGGCCGAGCAGCAGAGGGUCCGUGCUGAGAAGGAGAAGGAGCGCCAGGCGAGACGUGAGGAGGAGAGGCGGAUCAGGGAGGAGGCUGACGCCAAGAAGAAGGCUGAUGAGGAUGCCAAGAAGAAGUCGGCUCUGUCCAGCAUGGGCUCCAACUACAGCAGCCACCUGCAGAGAGCCGACCAGAAGAGAGGAGGCAAGAAAGAGACUGAGAGAGAGAAGAAGAAGAAGAUCCUGGCCGCCAGACGCAAGCAGCUGAACAUCGACCAUCUGAACGAGGACAAGCUAAAGGACAAGAUCAACGAGCUGCAUGAAUGGAUGGUCCAGCUGGAGUCUGAGAAGUUCGACCACAUGGAGAGACUGAAGAGGCAGAAGUACGAGGUUACAACCCUGCGUAAGAGAGUUGAGGAGCUCAGUAAAUUCAGCAAGAAGGGCGCCGCCGCUCGCCGCAGAAAGUAGAUCACCUCGCCCCGCCGCUGCUCAGAAACCAAACUGCGAUCGUCUCGGACACACGCCUGAUGAAACAACGCACACUGUGGCGAAGGUCGUAGCUCGAAAGAAGCCAGUCAUGCUGAGGUCUACUUUGCGGUUAUCAACCCACGUCUUGAAACAUGCAACCAGGAGCCUUUAGCUGCUGCUCAAUAGGAAUAAAAAAAAAGAAAAAGCCUACGAAAUCUUGCUCGCCAUCUCGCUUCCUCGCCCUCCACUGUUUGGUUCUCAGUAUUUUUGUAAAUAAAGUGUGACUCUUCAAGCCAUGUCUGUAGAUCUGUUCUUCUUCAGAAGUCAAUAAAGUUCAGUGUUUGUAGCCAUGUAA